UACAACUCAUACAAACAGAAUCACAAAACCCCCUAAGCCUAAAACACACCACUAAACCAGAUUAAUUAAAAGGUCACAGCUUGCAGAUGCUAAGCACUAUUUCCUCAAUUUCUUCACCGGAACACAAAAACAACCAAACAAAACCCAUAAAAUAAAAAACACAAUUCCCAAGAAAGUAAGUAAAUAACACCCGUUCCAAGGAAAGAAAAUAACAACUAUAACAUUUAACAGAGCAUGACCAUGAUAUGAUGCUCCUGCUCCUCACUCUUCAGCUCCAAACAUAAAAAACAGAGCACCCACUUUACCCAUUCAGUCACAACUCUUCAAUUUUCGACCUUUAUCGGUUUUUUGAAACCCCAUUUCGAUGGAACGUUCGUAUCGCCGGCGCCGGCGAACAUGGUGCUGCUCCUUUGCCGUUCCGCCGUCGAGCCCCGACAACUUCUAUUCUUCAACCCAUUACUCGAAACCGCGUCAGGGGAAGUCUGAAACCUUCUCAAAACCGAAUCUUUCGGUCCCAAGCUCGCCCCAGAGCACCAAAUCCGGGUCCAGAAUGGCGGGUCGGAUCGACCCUCGGAGGAUCUUGUCCCCCGGCAGAGUAUUCGAUUCCGAGCCCAAGUUGCGAUCUCGGAGCUUCCGGGCACCGACACCGCCUCCGCUGCCUCCUGCGGUGGUGGAAGAGGAGGGUUCUGGCAGCGGAGGAACUAAAGACGGUAUUUUUGACGUGAGGAUGUGUUUGAGAGGGAAGGAUGGUGGGUGCAUGGUUUUGGAGCUGAAUUCGGUGGUUCUGUACGCGAAUUCCGAGGUUUUUGCUGGUUUGAUAAGUGAUUACAAGAAGGGUUCAGGUUCAACUUCAAAUGGUAGUGGCUGUAGCAGCAAAAUGUGCAGGAUUGAGGUUCCUGAGGUUGAUAACUUGGGGUUGUUCAGAGAAACCAUUGAGCUCAUGUUCGAGGAUGAUGUUACCAAAAGGCUCGCUAAGAUUGGUGUUUUUCGAUCCAUCGACGUUUUGGAGGUGGCUGCUGGCAUCAAGUUCACAAGGGGUGUAUUAUCCUGUUUGAAGUACCUUGAGGCUGUUCCUUGGACUGAAGAGGAAGAAGAGAAAUUGAGGAGCUUGUUCACGAGAUUCAAGUUCGAUGAUACGACAACCAGGGACAUCCUAGGUAGAUUCUACUUGAAUGAUUCAGCAGAUUCACAGCCAAAUGUAGCAAUGCAACUCGUUUGGUCUAUCACCGGUUCUGCAGAUGCCAAUGCAAGGAACGAACUUAAGUCACUAGUAAAGGGUUUACUAAGUAAAAGCUCAGUCUAUGAGAAGAACCAUGCUGACCUCAGCAAGGAGGAUCUAUAUUCUGUUUGCCACUCGUGUCUCGCUUCUCUAGUUAGCCUAUUUGAGGGGAAACCCGAUGACAACCGUCAUGAACAAUCAUUGCCGAUGAAAGAUAUGAACAAGCCUUUGAUCGAACGUGUUGCAAGACAGGUUGAUAACAUCAACUGGUUGCUGGAAAUCAUGUUUGAUGGGCAAAUGGCGGAAGACUUUGUUGAUAUAUGGGCCAAUCAGCAGCAGCUACUUAAAUUGCAUGAUGAUGCCUCUCCCAUGGUAAGAUACGAACUGAGUCGAGUGUCGGCAACAUUGUUUGUCGCCAUCGGCACCAGAAAACUACAAUGUCGGUUGGAAGCUAGGUGGGGGCUUCUUCAGGCGUGGUUCAAACCAAUGCUGUUGGACUUUGGGUGGCUGCAGAGAUGCAAAAAGGGGCUUGAUAUGAAGGCAUUGGAAGAGGCAGUGGGUCAGGCACUUCUUACUUUGCCUCUCAAGCAACAACACAUGCUGUUUAUGGAAUGGUUUCGGUAUUUCUCAAAGCAUGGUACUGAGUGUCCAAAUCUAAGUAAGGCAUUCCAGAUAUGGUGGCGCAGAUCAUUUUUAAGGGGCUCUGAGACUCAUGAAAUUGAAUCAAGGUAAAGAAAAAAAGAAUACUGAUGCUUGUGAUGUUUACUUCUGUCUACUCUGUAAAGAGUUGCAAUUAGGUGAGAAAUUCUAAGCUAUGUACACUGAAUAAAGUAGAUGAACUCCAUAUGAAGAUGAUCAUUGUAUUAGUUGAUUGAUGCCUAAAUAGUAUCGAAUUUUCUAGGAAGUUUUUGUAUUAUUUUUAAUUUAAUUUAUUAAUAUUUUCUUAAUGGCCUAGGUCCUAAUGAGGCCUCCAAGAAAUCCUCAUAAAAAAAGAAAACUCGUUGCUGUACCUUAGAAAGGUCUAUUCUUGUAGCACAUCUGUUGCCAUGGUCAUGCUAUUCUCGUUUGUUUAA
This is a messenger RNA of Arachis duranensis, 2292 nucleotides long. RefSeq names its product BTB/POZ domain-containing protein At2g13690. The coding region runs from base 365 to 1951 and encodes 528 amino acids. NCBI's taxonomy places the organism in Eukaryota, Viridiplantae, Streptophyta, Magnoliopsida, Fabales, Fabaceae. The transcript has 2 exons. The record is from RefSeq and is a predicted model, not a curated record.